AUGGCCAAGUCACGCUUCGAAUACGUCAAAAACUAUGAGCUCCCAGACCCUCUCAUGCCAAACGCCCACAUCGUCGUCCGCGUAGACGGCCGCGGCUUCCACAAGUUUUCGGACGCUCACAACUUUGAAAAGCCAAACGAUGUGCGCGCGUUGGACCUUAUGAACCGCGCCGCCAAAGCUGUGAUGGAGGAGUUUGGCGAUGUGGUCCUGGCAUUCGGCGAGAGUGACGAGUUCAGCUUCCUCAUGAGGAGACAAACAAACGUCUAUGGGCGUAGGAGAAGCAAACUCAACUCGGCCAUCUGCUCCAUCUUCACCUCGGCAUAUGUGUUCUACUGGCCAAAGUACUUCCCCAACAAUGAGCUGCUGUACCCGCCAACAUUUGACUCGCGUGUCGUGCUGUACCCGACCGACAAGGAGAUUCGGGACUACUUCUCUUGGCGCCAGGCAGACACCCACAUCAACAACUUGUACAACACCUGCUUCUGGGCACUCAUCCACGACGGCUUGACAGCACGAGAGGCGAACAAGGAGCUGCAGGGAACAGACUCGAAGCAGAAGAACGAGAUGCUGUUCACCCGCUUCAAGACAAAUUACAACAACCUCCCAGCCUACUUCCGCAAGGGCAGCACUCUUGCACGAGUCGACCCCAACCCCAUGCCUGUGACCCUAGAGCCAGACGUCUCGGACGACGUGGCGGCCGACUCGGCCACGAGCGGCGUGCAGACCCCUGUCACGACUGACGCUGACGAGGAUGACGCCAGUGCCCAGCCUCGGGGGGCAGGAGGCAGUGCCAUGCCCGCCAAGCGUCUGGCCAAGAGGAAGCCCUACGAGGGGACCACAGGCGAGAUUGUCACCAUGCACGAGGACAUCAUCCGCAACCCAUUCUGGCGCGCGAGGCCAUGGCUGUUGGCGUAA
Messenger RNA from Apiotrichum porosum, 915 nucleotides. It is a transcript of the gene THG1, whose product is annotated as tRNA-His guanylyltransferase. Gene Ontology annotation, molecular function: magnesium ion binding; tRNA guanylyltransferase activity. The transcript is spliced from 5 exons. The record is from RefSeq and is a predicted model, not a curated record. NCBI's taxonomy places the organism in Eukaryota, Fungi, Basidiomycota, Tremellomycetes, Trichosporonales, Trichosporonaceae. The coding region runs from base 1 to 915 and encodes 304 amino acids. Gene Ontology annotation, biological process: tRNA modification.